Rotaria sp. Silwood1 is the source of this 633-nucleotide messenger RNA. The record is from the annotation of a GenBank genome assembly. NCBI's taxonomy places the organism in Eukaryota, Metazoa, Rotifera, Eurotatoria, Philodinida, Philodinidae.
AUGAGCAGCAGUGAUCUUAAAUUAUAUUAUUUUAAUUUACAAGCUCGGGGUGAACUUACUCGACUUAUAUUAGCAGCAGGUGGUCGUAAAUAUGAAGAUAUUCGUUUUGAUAUGAAUCAAUGGCCUGAAUAUAAACCAAAAAUGAUUUUAGGUCAAUGUCCUGUAUUAGAAUUAGCUGAUGGUACACAAAUCCCACAAUCAAUGGCAAUUGCUCGUUAUAUAGCUCAUGAAACAGGUUUAGCUGGUACAAAUAAUCUUGAAGCAGCUAAAAUUGAUGCUGUUGUUGAUACACAACGUGAUAUAAAUGAAACAUUUUAUACUAAAGUUUUCUUUGAAAAAGAUGAAACCAAAAAAGCUGAAGAAUUAGAAAAAUUUUUAAAUGAAACUCUUGUUAAACAUGUGGAAAAUUUAGGUAAAUUAAAAAAAGCUUAUAGUCAAAAUGAAUCUUAUUUUGUUGGAAAUCAAUUAUCAUGGGCUGAUUUAUUUGUAUAUCAAUCUAUUCAAUCUUUAUUAAAAGCUGUACCAGAUGUUAAAGGAAAAUUUGGUGAUAAAUUCAAACCAUUAAUUGAUGCUGUUCAUGGUAAUACAAAAUUAAAAGAAUAUUUAGAUAGUCGACCAACAACAGACUUUUAA